Molecule: messenger RNA, 2256 nt
Organism: Salvelinus sp. IW2-2015
Lineage: Eukaryota; Metazoa; Chordata; Actinopteri; Salmoniformes; Salmonidae
Source: RefSeq, a predicted model, not a curated record
CAAUGAAGGUGCCACCAACCUCCUGUGCUGAACCCCAACAGUAUGUUACACACGUGUAUGGCUAUACCUGCCGUGCCCGAUAGGCGGUGCUUUAGGGUUAUUAUGGUAAUAGGAGCGGGGCUGGAGGGAGAUGAGUAGUGACGUCAGCACCCAGGUCGCCAGUACAGUCAAACAAACAUGGCGACAGAAUGGAGCGGGCAGCAAGGCUACAUUCUGACUCUAAUCGUUUUCCUUUGGAGUGCGGUGGGGGGACGCACCAUAACAGCCACUUCAAGUGUCCGCAGCAGCGGGAGCCAGGUGCUCGGUAUGCGGCUGGAGAGGAGCGACAAACCGGCCUCGACCACUGACGAUGGGGUCAUCCAAUUAACGGAGGAGAGCACAGUGCAGCUCCGGUUCUACGGUGUGCAGCUCAACUCGGGCACCUGGGCUCAGAUCCGCUUCACAGAACGAGGGGAUGGGAGCGAGGAUGGGGGAAACAAUAACAUUAUUGACGACACACCUAACAGCACUUGUGUUGAUUUCACAAAAGACUUCAGCAUCGCAAACUACAUGAACAUCAGUAGCCGGGGGACCACGGGGGUACUCAAAAUAAACAUUAAGCCGCUUCGUAAGAGCGAGCCGCACAAGGAGUACGGGCUGUGCAUCAGGAGUUUGGCUGAUGGUAGGUGGGCUCUGCUCGGGGAUAGCGACGGGAGACUGCGGGUGGUGGAGGGGGAAAAAACUCUCCUCCCCCUGUGGUUCCAGAUCAUCCUCAUCUGUUGUCUGUUGGUGCUGUCUGGCAUGUUCAGCGGGCUGAACCUGGGGCUCAUGGCUCUGGACCCCAUGGAGCUCCGUAUAGUCCAGAGCUGUGGCUCAGAGAAGGAGAAGAAAUACGCCCGCAAAAUUGAGCCCAUCCGCAGCAAGGGGAACUACCUUCUCUGUUCUCUGUUGCUUGGCAACGUCUUGGUCAAUACCACACUCACCAUCCUCCUGGAUGACCUGAUAGGCUCUGGGCUGGGCGCUGUGGUCGCCUCCACAGUGGGUAUUGUGAUUUUCGGUGAGAUAGUCCCCCAGGCGCUGUGUUCUCGCCACGGGCUGGCGGUGGGCGCCAACACCAUCCAGGUGACCAAGUUCUUCAUGUUGCUCACCUUCCCCCUCUCCUUCCCCGUCAGCAAGCUCCUAGACGUGCUCCUAGGCCAGGAGAUCGGCACUGUGUAUAACCGCGAGAAGCUGGUGGAGAUGCUCAGGGUGACGGAACCRUACAACGACCUGGUCAAAGAGGAGCUCAACAUGAUCCAAGGAGCUCUGGAACUCCGGAAUAAGACGGUGGAGAGCGUGAUGACACCUCUGGCCCACUGCUUCAUGAUCCAGAACGACGCGGUCCUCGACUUCAACACCAUGUCAGAGAUCAUGGAGAGCGGCUACACACGUAUCCCCGUGUUCGAUGACGAGCGCUCCAACAUCGUGGACAUCCUGUAUGUGAAGGACCUGGCGUUCGUGGACCCUGACGACUGCACCACCCUGAAGACCAUCACCAAGUUCUACAACCACCCGGUCCACUUUGUGUUCCACGACACAAGGCUGGACUCCAUGCUAGAGGAGUUCAAGAAAGGUAAAUCUCACCUGGCCAUCGUUCAGAAGGUGAACAACGAGGGGGAGGGGGAUCCCUUCUACGAGGUGCUGGGAUUGGUUACCUUGGAGGAUGUCAUCGAGGAGAUCAUCAAAUCAGAGAUACUGGACGAGUCCGAUCUUUAUACUGACAAUAGGAACAGAAAGAAGGUGGACCCUAACAAGAGAAUGCGUGACUUCUCUGCCUUUAAGCACACCGAGAACGAGUGCAGGGUGAAGAUCUCUCCUCAACUGAUGCUGGCUGCUCAUCGCUUCCUGGCUACAGAGGUGAGUCUGUUCAGUCCCAGUCAGGUCACUGAGAAGGUAUUACUGAGGAUUCUGAGGCACCCUGACGUCAUUCAGGAGAUCAAGUUCAACGACAGCGACAAGCGCUCUGCUCUGCACUACAUCUACCAGAGAGGCAAACCUGUCGACUACUUCAUACUCAUUCUGCAGGGCCGAGUGGAGGUGGAGGCUGGAAACGAGAACAUGAAGUUUGAGACAGGACCCUUCUCAUACUAUGGAGUCAUGGCACUUAGCACAGCAUCACUGGGUGAGCACACACACACACACACACGUAGUGUACUGUAUACAGUAUAUGAUCAGACAAAAGACAAGCAAUGCACACAUACAAACUGUAAAGAACCAACCACCCUAAGGGGCGGGUAA